AACGAGUCGUGGAAGCGGAGAUGGAGAACUUCAUCCUCUAUGAAAAGCUUGGUGCAGGACACAGCUCUGUUGUCUAUAAAGGAAGAAGAAAGGGCCAUCUCAACUACGUAGCCAUCAUUUGCACAGACAAAACCAAGAAAGCGGAAAUCACUAACCAUGUACGACUCAGUCACAAUAUGGACCAUCCAAAUAUCGUACGCUUUCAUGAAUGGUAUGAGACAAGUAAGCACCUCUGGGUGGUAGCUGAACUUUGUACAGGUGGUUCUCUGGAGUCUGUAGUUACUCUCGAUGGCAGUUUGUCAGAAGACGUGGUGAGAAGGUUUGGAUGGGACUUGGUCAAAGGCUUGAAACACAUCCAUGGAUUAGGAAUCAUCCUGUCAGACCUAACUCCUGCCAAGAUCCUUCUUGAUGGAAGUGGCGUUUUGAAGUUAAGUAGUUUCUGCCUGUCCAGAGCGGAGGAAGAAUCUCUGGAGGACAUAUUUAUGUCGUUCUCUACAUCAGAGAAAACAGAUGGAAAUGAAUGGAAGGACCGCUUGAAAAAAAGAGAACAAGGUUCUGUUACGUACAGUGCUCCAGAGGUUCUGCGGGGAUCUGAAACCAGUGUGAGCUCUGAUCUCUGGGCUCUUGGUUGCGUACUGUACUACAUGUUCAUGGGCAAACCUCCUUUUUAUUCUGACAAUCACACUGAUCUGACAGAAAUGAUUUUGCAUCAAGACCCCCCUCCUCUCAGAGUAACCACAGCCCCUCCCAGUCAGGACUUCCAGAGUCUUCUGAAAGGCUUGCUUAACAAAAACCCAGAUACCAGGAUCAACUGGCCAGAGUUGCUGGAUCAUCCUUUCUGGACCCAAGCAAAAAGGGAGGAAGAAGAUGCAGGUGAAGAAAGCAAUAAACGCAGUGAAAAGCGAGAAAGUAACGGCUGCGAGGGAGAUGACUCUGUGAACUUGAGGGCAGAGCAGACAGACAGUGGCCACUCGUCCAGCGUCCAGUCAGGCUACCUGAAGUCAAAGAACCUCGUCUCUUCAAACAUAAUGAGUGAAAUAGCUAAAAAGCCACAUGACAGAGGAACUGAAAGCCAGCAAGUCGUUCACCACAGGAACAGCUGGGUCCUGCAGAAGGAGGUAUUGGAUGAAAGAACUGGAGACGAGGAGGUGAAGACUGAAGGGGAUCCUAAACCAGCUGAAGUGGAGCAAAUGUGUCCUUUGCUGCAGCCCAAUAAAUCUCAUGUAACAGAUAUGUUGGAGCUGAGGCCAAAAUUCUGGGAGGAUCAGGACAAUACCGAGGCCAUCUUCCAGCUUAGUUGCCACCCCAACCUAAGAAGCAGCUGCAACAUUUCAGACUCUCUGAACCAGAACCCUGCAGUUGAGGCCAGCUCUUGUCCUGACAUCACAAACUGCACGAAGCAGCUUCUCCAUACUGACUCUGAUCUGAGCAUCACUCCCAUUAUUGACAACCCCAAGAUUCUUAAGAGUCCUCCUGUUCGAUUUGAUCCCAAAACCCUCUGCGUACCAGCACAUUCAGUUGAGAAGCUGCUCUCCCUGAACGAUGAGGAGUGGACUGCCUUUCUGCUACAACUGCAGUCAUGUCUUGAAGAGCAGAACUCCUCGUCCCUCCCCAUCUCUAAUGCUCCUCCUCAGUCUACAGCUGUUCGAGCUAGACUCAAUCUGCUGUGCUACCUCUGCUGUGUAGCAGGAAAUAAAGUUAUCUCUAACAAGCUGAUGAACUCACCCCUGCUUCUAGUACUGACCCAUCAGUUACGGCAAGCUCCAAACUGGGACGUGCGGAGCAAAGUUCUCAGACUUAUGGGUCUUCUGGCUCUGCACUGUAGUCACCUAGAAGAGGACAGUCCUGUCACUGAGGCAGUUUCAGCUCUGACAGACCUGCUGAGGGAAAAUCUCAGGAAUAAUAAACUGAAGCAGUUUGUGCUGCCACCGCUUGGGGAGCUUCUCUACCUCAUUUCAUCUCAGUAUGAAUUGCCGCUUCUGAGGGGGCAACAUGAGCUGGAGGCGGACCUGGGGUCCGAGAUGAGGCCUGAGGCCCACAGCUAG
Molecule: messenger RNA, 2045 nt
Organism: Nematolebias whitei (Rio pearlfish)
Lineage: Eukaryota; Metazoa; Chordata; Actinopteri; Cyprinodontiformes; Rivulidae
Product: serine/threonine-protein kinase ULK4
Exons: 19
Coding region: 21-2045 (674 amino acids)
Biological process (GO): protein phosphorylation
Molecular function (GO): ATP binding; protein kinase activity
Source: RefSeq, a predicted model, not a curated record